AUGGACGAACUCCUCGGACGGCGGCUGGCCGGCUCCGCUCUCACCGCGAGCGCUCGGAGAAACAUCCACAAGAAAAGAUUUUUUCGGGUGCCUGACAGCGUCGCCGGGUAUCCGUUAGCGCGACGAAAACGUUUAAUCGCUGCAACGGCCACCGUGGUCAUACCCAGAGUCUACCCCGCGGCGCUAAGUUGCGGGGCUGCGCUGGCGGUGCGGGACUGCAUUCAAAAAACACUGAAUGAAUGGAGCUCAAAGAUCGGACAAGAUCUAAAUCAGGAAGUACCGGAGGUUCUGGAAUGUACUGUAGCUCAAGCUAUAGAAAAAAUAAAUCCUGAAGAAAGAGAUGAAUUGAAAGUAUCAGCAAAACUUUUCAUCGUUGGAUCAAACUCUUCAUCAAUCAGAGAUGCAGUUGGCAUGGCGUGUUCUGCUCUUGGAGUUGCUCAGUUAGAUUCUGUCAUUAUCGCCCCGCCUCCUGUUGAAGAUGGAAUUAGCCUCUCCUUGGAGUAUUUACAACCUUAUUGGCAAGAACUUGAAAAUCUAGUUCAAAACAAAAAGAUUGUUGCCAUAGGUACCUCUGACUUAGAUAAAAUACUGUUAGAGCAGCUGUAUCUGUGGGCACAGGUGAAACCAAGUAGUAACCAGGUAAACCUAGCUUCCUGUUGUGUUAUGCCACCUGAUCUCACAGCAUUUGCAAAACAAUUUGACAUACAGCUAUUAACUCACAAUGAUCCAAAAGAGUUGCUUUGUGAAGCAAGUUUCCAAGAAGUUCUUCAGGAAAGCAUCCAGAACACGAAAGCCCACGAAUGGACUCCUUUAUGGCUUCUCCGGUAUUCAGUCAUUGUUAAAAGCAGAGGAAUUAUCAAGUCCAAAGGCUAUAUCUUACAAGCUAAAAAAAAUGUCUCUUAAAACACUUCCUCAUUUUUACGAUAGCUUGCUAUUUGAAUUUCUUGGUGACAAGGGGAACAUUGUGUGGUUUUUUUGUUUUGUUUUUUGUAGGAAGACUUUCACAACAGCUGUAACAAAGACCAAAAGUUGUAAUUUUUCAAAUGGGUGUCAGCAAGAGUGUCUGUCUGCAGUGUUCUAAUAUUAUUUUUUCUUAACCUAUUCACCAGUUCAUUUAAAAUAUGAAAUAUUUUGUUUCCAUUAAACUGUUUUCUAACUGAAAUGAUCUAUAAAGAAAAUGUUCAAAGUAUUUUUCUUUUAUAUGACCACUACACUGUAAAGCUAUUACUACCUGAGGGUAGCUAAAAUAUAGUCUAAAGAAACUUGUAUAUUUUUAUUUUUUAACAGGUUGAAUUUCUUUAAAAUAAUAGCUACUAGCCUGGUAGGCACCCAGAUUUCAGACUUUCAAAGACUAAUUUGUAUAGAUAACUCAUCUUUCAUGAAAAAUUAUCUGAGAAAAUUAAGUUGGUACGUUAUUACUUGGUUAUAAGCAAGUCAGCUGUUUUAUUUGGGUGGAUGGGAAAACUGAUUUAUUUUCACUACAAUAUAAAAGACAUCUGUGGUUCGGGGGGCGGGGAGAAAAUGUCUUCAAAAUUACUUUGAGUGUUACUUGAAUUCCUUCUGGCUUCUUUGUGCCUCCAUAUGUGAUUUAGGUACGAGGGUGAUGACGUCUUUACAGUUUGAAAUAGAAAAUGUAUUCUUGUGUGGGUGUUUAAGAGCUGGAAACAAGUCAUGAAAAACCUUGGAGAUUGAAAAUCAUAAUGUGCCUGGUUUAUUCUUAACUGUGGCUUGUUUGUUGAUAUUCAGGAGCCGCAGAAGAGAUGAUAAAUGUGAGGCUGUUGGUUGUAUCAUUAUAUACAGUGGAUGACUGACAUUGGAGUUGCCUGGGAAACUUUGUUGCUUGAGUGCCAUUCAGAAGUGACACUAGCCUUAGCGUGAGGCCACGUAUGUUUCUUUGUGGUGCUAGCUUACUAUGUACUGUACUGCUAGCUUUUAAAUCCUGGAGAGAGUGCUGCAGUUAAGGCAAGGCUUUUGGUUUCAUAUAGUCUUUCUAUUCAAUAGGCGUUUUCAUUUCCUAGGCCUUUAAAUCGGAACAGAUAGCAGAAAUUCAACCUGCAAUUCAGCAGGCGCUUGAUACAAAGUUUCUAACCUCAAGCAUUUUCCUAGUGAUUUCAGAUAGUAAUAGAGCUUUAUGCUGGAACUUGUUAACUUUGUUUAACAUGUUUUGAGCUUUGGACUGUGAGGGAACUAACUUUCACUAUGUAGGCAACUAGUGGAAUUUCAAUGCUUGUAGGCGCUAUCUAGAAGUACCAACUUACUAUAGUCAUUCCACUAAUUCAAAACAUGAGGAUUCAAAAAUAUUUUGAUAAAGGUUAGAGUAUCUUAUUUGUGUGUGGCAAAUUCAGGAAGUCCUAGACUACUUCAGUUUCGUUAAAUAACGGAGGGAACUGGAACUAGUAAUGCAACAAGAAAAUGUUUGGGGUUUUUUGUUUUUUCUCUUAAUCAAGAUUUAGUUGUCUUUUAUGCAGGGUCUGUGUGUAUCAGGCUUUCAAAAUAAGAUGAGGUUCACUUCAAACUUCUCUGCCGGCCUAGAGUUGUGUGCUGCUGAUGACUAACCACUAUUUGUAAAUUCUGUUUCUGUGGUGGACUGUUGACAACCUGUAUUGUAUUAGACUCGCAUAUGUGUUCAGUUUUACAAAUUGAAAUACUACAAAACAAGAGUUGUGCUAAAAACAAUGUACAGGUGGUUCUAAUGGGAUGAUUAUUUCCUUACUGUAAACCAUUAACAGUUCUCUUGCUAUAGAAAAGUACAUUUUAAGAGAAGAUGAUCUUAUUUUUGUAAGGUCACUGAUAGUGUAGCAAUUUAUCAGGUUAUCUGAUUAUUGAUUUGUUUUGCAUUAAUAUGUUCCUCAUGAAAGGAAAUCUCUCAUGAAAAAAUUAAAAUUUGAAUUUUAUGUACACUUUUCAUCUAUGCUUCGCAUGAAUUCUGAAUAUCUCAGUGAUAGCAUUUUACACUUUCUGUGACUUUAUCGUGAAAUGGCAUCUAUUAAUAGAGACUGCAUACUCUUGGAUACUAUAUACUACUCUAUAUUAAUAGAGACUGCAUCCUGUUGGAUGGUUUACUGAUCUGAAAUUACCCCAUUCACAAAUUUUAACAGUAUGGAAAAAAAAUCAGAUGCUUCAACACUGAAGACGUACAUUAGUAUGUCAAGUGUUCUUUUCUCCCCCCUCUAUGCUUAUGUCUUUAUAACCAGCUUUCUUUGGAUUGCAUUGUUAGAGCAAUCAGUCCGUGUGAAGGAAAUGGAGAUCCACGUGUAAUAUACUGGUUUCUUCUUGCCGAAAGCGUGUUAAUAUUUACCUAUUUUGUUCAUUAAACUGAAUUGGAUAUUAA
Molecule: messenger RNA, 3331 nt
Organism: Struthio camelus australis
Lineage: Eukaryota; Metazoa; Chordata; Aves; Struthioniformes; Struthionidae
Source: RefSeq, a predicted model, not a curated record